AUGCGCCGAGGCCCUGUCCGCCCCCAAGACAGCAAGCUCCGCGAUAACGCUUCCGAGACCGCCGUCCUGGUUCACAAGCUCAAGACGGCGUUAAAGACCCUCUUGAACGAUCGCGACCACCGGCGUAGGUUCACUGGCGUCGUCCUUGUCAAGGCCGUCGUCGAUGUCGGUGGGUGGGAGACACUUCGCAGCUCUGAGCCGUGGGUUCGCGGCCUCAUCGCCGUGCUUCAGAAGAAGGAUCCCAUCGGGUCCAAAGAGCUUGCCGUGGUGGCCCUCACGAGGAUAUACAGCCAGCUCCACGGGUACCAGACACUUGUGAGGGAGAUAGCCACACCUACGAUUCCCGGAUUCAUCACCGCGUGCCUGCAGCUCCUGAAAUCCUCUGCCCCCGGCCAACCCCUUCGCGCCCCCGUCGCCGUCGUGGAGACAAUCAUCGGUGCUCUCGCCACCGUCAUCCCGCUGUACCCAACCACUUCCCGCCCGUUCGUCUCGCAGAUUCGCACCGCGAUUCGGCCUUUUCUCGUCCCCACCCUCUCCGACGAGUUCGUGGUCCCCGCGAGUCUGCAGGCGGCCAGCCGCAGACUCGCCAUCGCCCUCCAUUACACGGCACCGAAAUCCGGGGCUCUGAAGAGAAACGUGGAGCCGCCGCCUGGUUAUGUCGCUUCCAAGGUCGUCCUCGGCGAAGCGCCGCGGGGCGGUGGCGAUUCGGCCGAUAUGCUGCCAGCCUGGGUGGGCGUUGGCCCCGGAAGCCAGCGCCUCAUCGGCCUCCUUGGCUUCAUGGCCGAGUUCAUCCUCCAGCCCACCAAAAGCCCCAUAUCCAUCCCCGUUGGCGUUCUCGUCGACGCGGUAUCUCGUGUCGCCCAGAUCGCGAGGCACUCGCCCAAGUCACAAACCGCCGCGCUCGAACUUCUCCUCGCCAUCUGCAGACGCUUAGGGAGCAGCUUCGUGCCUGUCGUGCUGGAGACGCUGGACUAUACCCUUCGCAUCUUCAAAUCCGGCAUCAACACCGCGUCCGUUCGGCAGGUGAGCUAUAACCUUCUCAACGAGAUCCUACCUUUGAGUGGACCCACCAUGGGCAAAGAUACCGUUUCAACCCUCGACCUCACCAACGAUAACUCAGCUACCGGCCCCAGCCUCGAACCCGCUCACCGGCUAGCAGCCGAGAAGCUCCUCGUGGGGUUCCUCUCGCAUCUUCCCCAGCGUCGCCUCCGGCCCGUCCUGCGCAGCCUCCUCGAUCAGACCGCGAUCCUCACGCAGAACAAGGACGCCAUGCUUGCCAGUGUGCUCAACCCUUUCCGAAAUAAGCAGAGCAAGAUGGCCCCCAGCAUCCUACCCUUCCUAUCCCAGCUGCACCCCAACGACCAAGCGCUCGAGAUUAUCCGCAGCAACAUGCGCCAAGAUGUCGACAUGGAAAACAGCCCAUCUGGUGAUGAACCCCUUGCCGCCAUGGUCGACGAGCUGGAGGUCUCGCCACCAGCUGAAACUCCCGUCUUCGAAGCUGUUGCCCCUGUGCACGAUCCUCCCAAGGAGAACCCGUUUGCCCCCGGGCUGCGGUCGACGAUAUCUUGGCGCCAGCGCCUGUCGCCCCCGGCAGACGAUGACGACUCAGAUGAUGAGAGCGUGAAACUUGUAGCUAGUUUUGACUCGGACCCCGAGAUGGAUGAGGCCGAGUAG
Messenger RNA from Parascedosporium putredinis, 1674 nucleotides. Lineage: Eukaryota; Fungi; Ascomycota; Sordariomycetes; Microascales; Microascaceae. The record is from the annotation of a GenBank genome assembly.